Messenger RNA from Helicoverpa zea (corn earworm), 3885 nucleotides. RefSeq lists its product as uncharacterized. Gene Ontology annotation, molecular function: nucleic acid binding. NCBI's taxonomy places the organism in Eukaryota, Metazoa, Arthropoda, Insecta, Lepidoptera, Noctuidae. The transcript is spliced from 3 exons. Gene Ontology annotation, biological process: DNA integration. Bases 1 to 3885 code for a protein of 1294 amino acids. The record is from RefSeq and is a predicted model, not a curated record.
AUGGCACUGGUAGAUAAAUCGUUGAAGCUGCUGAUAGCUAAACGUGAUAGAAUAUUCGCUCGCAUGCAAACUAUCGCCGAUAAAAUUAAAAACAUUGAUUCGCAAGAUUCCACUAGGGAAUCCUUCCUGUGUGACCUUGAAACAGUAGAUUCUUUGCGUACAGAUUUCGAAAGUGUGUUGGACGACAUUGCCGCCCUCGAGCUUAAACUAAAUCCUGAUUAUGUUGUCAAUUAUCAAGCACUUUCUUCUUUCGAAGACCUUUUAGGCCGUAUAAAGCGAGCAGGGAAAUCACUUAAACACGCGGCAAGUAACUCGCCCCAUUCAAACGCGGCUCGCGGGCUGCCACCGGCCGCCGUUGCCGCGGCCGGGCAGCCAGCCGCUGCUCCCGCCAUUUUUACAGCAGCGCCGCUGCCAUCGAGUGUAGCGACCACUACCCCCGCGCCCGCGCCCCCGCGCGCGGACAUCGCGCUGUGUUCGUUAUCCGAAAAUCAUACCGAGAGUAAACAUCGGGGCCCUACUACGGUGCUCAUUGCUACUGCUCGUGACGCUCCAGUACGCGUUGAUAGUAAGUCGACUGUAUCGUAUUGUUGUACCACGGACCCGUUGGACUCCGCUGUCCGUAAAUUCUGGGAAAUAGAGGAGGUGGAUGUUCCCUCCAUACUAAGCCCGGACGACACAUUGUGUGAGGAGUUUUAUACCCGCACUACCACUCGGGAUAGUGACGGACGUUACGUAGUUGCUUUACCUUUCAAGGGUGAAGUCGAAUCCCUUGGGAACUCGCGUCAAGUAAGUGAACGUCGAUUUUACUGCUUGGAAAGAAAAAUGCAGGCUUCUCCACAAUUGAAGGUCGCGUAUGACAGUGUCAUCUUCGAAUAUUUAGAAAAGGGUUACAUUUCACCUACAGAUUCUGUCUCUUCGGAAGCUUCGUACUUCAUUCCGCAUCAUGGUGUGAUCCGCGAUGACAAGAUCACUACCAAGCUUCGUGUCGUUCUCGAUGGUAGUUGCAAGACUUCUACCCGCGUUUCGCUUAAUGAUCUCUUGUAUGGUGGUCAAAACCUACAAGGGAACUUGUUUAACAUUAUCGUUAAUUUUCGUUUGUUUUUGAUCGCUCUUUCCGCAGAUAUUCGUCAAAUGUUUCUCAGUAUCGGAAUCCGAGAAUCGGAUCGUCGUUUCCAACGCAUUUUGUAUCGUUUUUCGCCGCAAGAACCUUUAAAGGUUUAUGAGUUCAAUCGUGUCGUUUUUGGACUUAAGUCUAGUCCUUUUCAUGCUCUGCGCACUAUAAAGCAGUUGGCGGAGGAUGAGGGUGAUUCUUACCCUCAAGCUAAGGAAAUUGUAGCUACAGGUCUGUAUAUGGACGAUUUUGUCUAUUCCGUUUCCUCGGAAGACCAAGGCAUUUCCACCGCCUCAGAAAUGAUAGGUCUCAUGAAAGCUGGUCAAUUUGAGUUAGUCAAAUGGACCAGUAAUUCUCAAGUUGUACUAGACUCGAUUCCUCCUUCUCAUCGCUUGCCGGCUGUCAAAGAAUUUGAUGAGUCUGACCAACAUAAAGUACUCGGCUUGUGUUGGUCACCUACUUCAGACCAUUUCAGCAUGAAGGUGAAUACUCCAGCUAACCAUUGUACCAAGCGCACAAUACUGUCGUGUGUCGCUAAAAUAUGGGAUGUCAUGGGAUUCGUCGCGCCUGUCGUCCUGUAUGCUAAACUUCUCAUCAAACAGCUCUGGCUGUGCGAUUGUGAUUGGGAUGAUACUCCACCUGAAGAUAUCGUCAGGCUGUGGACUCGCUUUAAAGAAGAGCUACCAGUGCUCAGUCGUAUAAAAAUCCCACGUCACCUAGGUAUUGUCGCCGAUAGUGUCGUCACUAUCUUAGCUUUCGCGGACGCUAGUGAAAAGGCAUAUGGUGGAGUUAUUUACUUCCAUGUUCAAAACAGCGAUGGUAAUACUGUCAACUUGUUAACUGCUAAAUCGAAAGUCUCUCCUAAGAAGGUAGUUUCUCUCGCUCGUCUUGAGCUAUGUGCUAUACUUGUGCUAGCUCAACUCAUAAAAAAUGUCGUUGUCGCUUGUCAAAACCGCGUUGUUAUUCGUAAUAUAUUCGCAUUUUCGGACUCUACGGUCGCACUCUGUUGGGUACAUUCGUCGCCCCAUCGGUGGAACACCUUUGUGGCUAACAGAGUGUCUAAAAUACAUAAUGACUUAUCUCCACAAAAUUUGUAUCACGUGUCCGGUACAGACAAUCCCGCUGAUUGUCUCUCACGCGGACUCACACCUUCUCAAAUUAUUGAUCAUCCGCUUUGGUUUACUGGUCCUCGUUGGGCUCACUUGGAUGUCUCACAGUGGCCUGUCGUUCCCUUCAAUCCCUCUUCCGUGUCCGAAGCACCUGAAGAGAAGAAACAUUCGUUGCUAGCUACACCAAAUGAAAGAUCUCUCAUUCUUUCUUUGGCCGAUCGUAUUUCGUCUUGGAGUAAAUUACUUCGUGUGGUAAUUUACAUUUGUCGUUUUACUAAACUGUUACCUCUUAGAUAUCGCAUGUCAGCGUCGGAUUACGACUUCGCUGAAUUACUCGUUCUUCGCCAACUUCAAACUCAUUAUUUCUCCGCUGAGAUCGUCAGACUCGGGGAAGGCAAGGAUUGUAGUCCUUUUAUUCGACACUUGAAACCGUUCCUCAAAGACGGACUCAUUAGAGUCGGAGGCCGUCUAAGUAACUCUGAUUUGAAUUAUGAUAGGAAGUAUCCCAUCUUGCUUCCAAGUAAGGAUCCAAUUUUAAAUUUGCUUGUCGAAUACCAUCAUAAGGUUAAUUGCCACGCAGGUCCUGAUUUGCUGAUGUCACUCUUACGUCAAAGGUAUUGGAUACUUUCUGCUAGAAACUUAAUUAGAAGUAGAGUACACAAGUGUCUUCCUUGCUUUCGGCUCAGACCAAAGCCAAACUUUCCUGAGAUGGCAGAUCAUCGUUCUUGCCGUGUUGUUCAAUCUGCUAAACCGUUCGUCCACACGGGCACGGAUUAUGCUGGUCCGUUUAAAGUUACCAUGUCUCGUGGUCGAGGUGUUCGUUCCACCAAGGCUUACGUGUGUCUGUUCGUCUGCAUGACUACACGCGCGGUGCACAUAGAACUGGCUGGUGAUCUCAGCACAGCUAGUUUUAUGGACGCUUUUAAACGGUUUCUUUCCAGGCGUGGCCCGGUUAGUAGAAUUUAUUCAGACAACGGGACUAACUACAUAGGCGCUAAACGCAAACUGUCGGAACUUCAUAGAUUUCUUUGCUCGAAACAUCAUAAUACUGAAUUUGGUCAUAUGUUAGCUGAAAAUCGUAUAGAUUGGUCGCUCAAUGUCCCCACUGCCAGUCAUUUCGGCGGCAACUGGGAGGCUAAUAUCAAAAGUUUAAAGUCGCAUUUAUAUCGUACUGUAGGAGAUACUGUUCUUUCGUUUGAAGAAUUAAGUACCGUGCUUACCCAAGUCGAGUCUGUAAUGAAUACGAGACCUUUGUGCAGGACACUCUCUAGUGAUCCUUCGGAACCACUUGCUUUAACUCCAGCACACUUUUUGAAUCUUACGCCUUUAAAAUACUUACCGGCGCAAGAAGUAGAGACAAAAUCUAUCGUGACUAGACACCAGUUGUUAGACAAAUUAGUACAAUCGUUUUGGAAGCGCUGGAGAAAUGGAUACCUUCACACAUUGCAAUCGCGUCGUAAAUGGAACACGCCGGUGGAUCCAGUCGUUGUCGGCACGGUCGUCGUUCUUAAAACUGAUAAUUCCCCUCCACUACACUGGCCUUUGGGUGUCGUUGAGGAGGUUUUCCCUGACUCCACCGGAGUGACUCGUGUCGCUCGGGUAAAGACAGCGACUGGAUCCUACUUGCGUCCCGUCGUGCGUCUAUGCCCGUUGCCCAAUCAAUAA